Molecule: messenger RNA, 3252 nt
Organism: Saccostrea cuccullata (small rock oyster)
Lineage: Eukaryota; Metazoa; Mollusca; Bivalvia; Ostreida; Ostreidae
Product: drebrin-like protein B
Exons: 15
Coding region: 63-1784 (573 amino acids)
Biological process (GO): positive regulation of axon extension; regulation of actin filament polymerization; neuron projection morphogenesis
Cellular component (GO): postsynaptic membrane; cortical actin cytoskeleton; actin filament
Molecular function (GO): actin filament binding
Source: RefSeq, a predicted model, not a curated record
UCAUGUGAUUAUGUGCACAGAAAAUAGUUACGUAGUACUCAGGCACAUGCGGAAAAAGGAGGAUGGCGAUAGACAUCCGAAAGAAUAAAGACGCCCUUCUAAAGGCAUACAACGAUGUUGUGGAUGAGAAGACGUCUACAGAUUGGAUGGUCAUGGGGUAUGAAGGACAGACUGCUGUCCUCAAGCUUGUUGGAACUGGUGAUGGGGGAAUUGAAGAAAUGACUGAUGACCUAAACAGCUCUAAGAUUAUGUAUGCCUAUUGUAAAGUUUUGGACCCUAACACCAACCUUCCAAAAUAUGUCUUGAUUAACUGGCAAGGAGAAGCAGCACCUGAAUCCAUGAAAUUCAAGUGUACAAGUCAUCUACGAGAUGUGGCAGCAUUUGUCAGAGGAGUUCAUGUGACUGUGAAUGCCAGGACAGAGGAGGAUGUAGAUGCUGAUGAUAUUGUAAAGAAAGUGGCAAAAGCCUCGGGGGCAAACUACAGCAUUCACCAGGAGAAACCCAAGGCCCCACCCCAGAAACCUGCUAAAAAUGUCAAAAAAGAGGACUCCCCUGGUCCAGUGGGUUCCGUCUAUCAGAGAACAAUAGCAGCCAAAGACAUCAACAGUAAGGCACGGGACAAGUUCUGGGCAGAGACAGAGAAAGAGGAGCAGCAGCGUAUCGUGGAGGAGAAAAAGAGACGAGAGAAGGAACUACAUGAACUAGAGAGAGAGAGGAAGGAAAGAGAGGCCCGAGAAGCCCAGGAAAGAGACAAAAUCGUGAACGAGAAAUUGAAAGCUGCCCGAGAACAGAAGGUCCGAGAAAGAAGGGCGAGUGAAAUCGAGCGCGAGGAACAAAAGAAGAGAUGGAAUGAGGAGUCUAGUGAACAACAGCAGCAGGAGGCCUUCAAAGAGGAGGAGGAGAGAGGUCGCCGAAGUGAGGCCAUCAGGAAGGAGAGGGCAGCUGAAGCUGCCCGUUUGACCAGUAGUAGUACAGCCAAUGCCAGAGCCUUGUUCAAGAGACGAGAAUCAGAGACCGAUGAUCAGCAAGCAUACAGAGCCCCUCCACCCCCUAGAAAAAUCCAACAUGGUUUCCUAAACCAACAGCAGCAGGAGGAAGAACCAGUGCAGAGAAAACAACCAAUCCAGCUACCCACAAAUCCCCCCAAACCAGAGCGUAGUUUUGCUGAACCAGAACCAAGUGGGCCAACCUUCUCCUCUCCCCCUAGAGAACCCUCCCCUCCUCCCAGGGAACCUUCCCCACCCCCCAGGGAGCCAUCCCCACCCCCCAGGACACCCUCACCUCAGUUGCCAAAGGUUCAGAAGAGUGAGCCCGAACCUCAGCUUCCUCGGGCCAGGAACCUACUGGCUCAGGGCCUUCCUCCCAGACAGGACUCCGACGAGGAGAACAACAAUGACGAUGAGUGGGGAGAAGGAACCUAUUCUAAUUAUAAUGCGGAGGAGUCACAUAUCCCUGCGGUGGUGUCCCACCCCCCUCCAGACGAGGACCAGUACCCUCCAGAACCAUCCCCCACACAGAACGGACAUGACCAGUAUUACGAUGACCAGGAACAACAGCAGCAAUAUCACGAGGAACAGAACACGUCCGGGAUCCUUCCAGAACAUGGGCUGUGUGCCAGGGCACUGUACGACUAUCAAGCAGCGGAUGAUUCUGAAAUUACCUUUGAUCCCGACCAAAUUAUCACAAACAUCGAACAAAUCGACGAGGGUUGGUGGACAGGAAUGGGACCAGACGGACAGCACGGAAUGUUUCCUGCUAAUUACGUGGAAUUAAUUAACGGAUGAACGACGUGCCUUGAACACUUUUAUAAUGAAGACUGCUGAUCUAAAUGAUGAAUAAAAGUUAAGGUUCAAUGCCAUAGACAGUUUAAAAAAUCCAUAUACAAGAUAGAUUGAUUUGAGUGUUUAGGAAAUAUUGUAAUUGAUAUGUUCAAGAAAUUUAAAUUUGGAAAUUUUUAUUGAUAAGGGAAAAUAAAUGGUAUAUACAUGUAAGAGCUUAGCUUUUCUGUAAGAUUCGUAGAAUUAUUCAAAUUAAUGCAGUGUAAACAUGCACGCCAAGCUUUUUAUUAUACAGUGUACCCUCAAAGACUGUAUGUUUAUUCCUGAUACAUAUCAAAUACAUGUACUUAAUAGGUGGUCUAUGUUAAAUGUUUAUUUUUUACACUAAAAAAUCAUUCAGUGAUUCAUGAUCAAUUGGAAAUAUUACAUUUUGAUUAGCUAACAGCAAUGGAUAUUUACUUGUAAACAUGUUUUUUUCUUAGUUUUUACAUUCUGUAUAAUCCACAAAUUUGCUAUAAUAAUCUUACAAAAGCUAGUCCUAUUUGUCUCUUGAAAAUCCAUAAUAAUAAUACUAGAUAGUUUUAUUUGUAGAUUGUUAUAUAAGAGUUUUUGUAAAUGUUCUAGAGUAUUUUGUGUGUAAGUGCUAAAAAUUGAUUGUAUAUGGUUUAUUUUUCUACUGAUAAGUGUAAAGGAAUUGUGAGUUUUUCUGUAUUUUUUAUAAAACUAGUUUAAGAAAUUCAGAAUCUGCAUGUGGCUAGGAGACUCUAAUUAAUUAACAGGUAUAUUAGCAGUUUUUUUUUAUAUAUAUACUGUUACUCUGUGGAAUUGUCAGAUAAUAUUUCAAGCUGCUUCAAUUUUGUAAACAGAUGAUGCAUGCUUCUGAUUUAUCCAGGAUUUUAAAAAUGGAAUAGUGUACAUGCAUAUACUCACUACAAAAUGCCAUCAGUUGUAAUCCCCAAAAUAUCCACAUUUUACAUACAUUAAAUAAUAAUAUAUUUGUCCCAGACUAUACGCUGUUUUGACAUGGGUAAAUGUUAUUCUCAGCUCAGCUGAUUUGCAGAGAAUCUUAUUUUGUACAGGUGUGUUUUUCAUUAUGUUAAUCACAGGUAUAGUAAUGCAAUUGAUUUUUGUUCUAAAUGUUUACAAUUUUGAGAUGCGUUUUUCACGAUUCAUAGGUAUACAGUGUAAAUAAGGGCAACAUCCUUUUAUAUCAAAGCAUAUGGCUGCAAGUUUUUUAUACAUGAAAAAAAGGACAUCUUAUCAGCAUAUACAUGUAUACAAGCUUAAUCGUGUAUAAAAGUGUUUGAUAUAACUUCUACAUGUACAUGUUACUAACAAAAUUUGAUAUUAGCUUGGAAAAAGAAUGAACAUAAGAAUUAUGUAUGCAACUGAUAUCUAUAGCUGUCACCUGAUUUUUAACUGAAAUAAUCCUAUACACUGGAUAUGAAUAUUUAAUAAAUUAUUUGAUAAAUUA